CACAGUGCCCACCUGCGUCGUGGUCUGGCUGGCCUCGCUGACUUGGGAGUCCCUCCUCUUGGCCACUCCCCAUUGGCCUCUCAUGGGCUGGGAAUAGGUGGGGUCCCACAGGGGUGGCUAUGGGAGCCGUCCACUCAGCCGGGACCCCUGUCAGCCAGUUGCAUCCCAGCCUGUUCGUCACAAACCUGGACAAUCCACCUGGCCUGUCUGGGGCUCAAGUUCAGCCCAAGCUCCUAUGCGGCUGGGCAGCCUGGGGACUGCUCACAGCUGGGGAGGGGCCGCAACCACCCUCCAGGGCCUGGCUUCCUGCCGGCAGGGUCCAGGUGAGGGCCCGGAGCUCGGAGCAGGGGCAGGGAGGGCCCCCACCCGCCUCACCAGCAGGGCAGCAGCCUGGCACAGGGCAAGGACUGAGCGGAGAGGCCUGUGCUGGGUGUAGACUUGGCAGGGAUGGCCCCAGGAGGACAGGGGUCACAAUGGCCAUGAUGACAUCACCGGUGACCCGAGGGGCCAUCGCCAGUGAUGGCUGCCUGUGGGGGUGGUACCAGCUGGGUGGAGCCUGGGCUGUGGAGUGUGGCAUCUCCCCUCUGUGCCUGCAGAGCCAGUGCCCACAACAGGCCCCUCUUGGAGCAGUGGGGCAUGGCCAUGCGUGGGUCCUGGUCCCACCCUAUGAGACUGACUUCCCUGGGGAUGGGCUGCCUAUCCCAGGGUGGCCCUGGCCUUGGAAAGGAGGAGGCCACCCAGGGCUGCUCUAUUCACCGGAGACUCGAGCUGGCGCUGCUGAAUCCUUCAAUGCUUGCCCCUCUUGGAGCCAGGGUUCUGCUGCGGCCGCCCCUGGGGCCCAGGCCAGACCCCCGGACGCCAUCCCCAGCAGCACCUUCCCGUGUUGCAGCGUAGGAACUUCUUGGGAAUUUUCAGCCACUUCCUCGACAGAUCCUGCUGCCUCCGUCUCAAGUAAACAAACCUACCUUAGGGCUGCUUGGGAGGCAACGAGUUUUGUUUUCUAUUUGUUUGUUUUUGAGCCAGAGUCUUGCUCUGUCACCCAGGCUGGACUUCAGUGGCGCAAUCUCAACUCACAGCAACCUCUGCCUCCCGGUUUCAAGUGA
Molecule: messenger RNA, 1103 nt
Organism: Callithrix jacchus (white-tufted-ear marmoset)
Lineage: Eukaryota; Metazoa; Chordata; Mammalia; Primates; Cebidae
Source: RefSeq, a predicted model, not a curated record